Plasmodium cynomolgi strain B is the source of this 874-nucleotide messenger RNA. RefSeq lists its product as hypothetical. NCBI's taxonomy places the organism in Eukaryota, Apicomplexa, Aconoidasida, Haemosporida, Plasmodiidae. The transcript is spliced from 5 exons. The record is from RefSeq and is a predicted model, not a curated record. The annotation marks the transcript as partial.
ACUCGUUCAGGAGGAUGAAGAAGAGGCGAGAGAAGACAGUGAGUUUUUGUCCGAUGAUUUGGAAGAAGCGGCUCAGAAUUUUUCGGAAGCACAGGAUAAGGGGGAAGGCGAAACCGAAGAGGAUGAAACGAAUGUGAGGAAGUACCAGGCGGAGGUCAUCAACGCGAUGAGUCAGGACACGCUUUACAAAAAGUUUGAUGCGGGAGAGUUGGAAAAAAUUGAGCAGGCGAUGGAGGAUUCGGACGAAACAUGUCCCCAAGAUUUUUCGCUUCCCUGCCCGCUUCACUUCUUCCGAACGAGUUCCGGAUGCGUCCCACUGGGUUCAUAUGAAGGGCCAUGUCGCAAGGUGCAAGACAAGCUGGUUCACUUGUAUGACCACCAGAAGGAGAGCUGGGGCGAGAUUUGUGACGCCACCUGGCCCUGCCUACCCAAGACGUGCCCCUAUGGAACGGACUACGAUGCGCUGUGUCCCAUAAACUGGACUGACAUAGGAAAAGGAACCUGCGCACGUGUAGAUGCAAGUGCAAGCGCGAAUACAAAUGCCACGAGUGAGGGAAGCAUAAACUUCUCCAAUUUAUCCAUCGAGGAGAAGAAAAAAAUGGAAGAAAAGUACGGCAUCAGGUGGAGGUGCAAAUCUGUCACGUUCGAAACGAACUUCGAUGAUAUGUGCCCCCUCAGUUGGCAACAAAUUGGAGAACACAAAUGCAAAGCACCAACUGAUUAUGACGGACCCUGUCCAAAAAUCGCUAAUUUGAAAAAGUACAAAUCUGAGGAAGGAAAAAGAAGCAUCGAAAAUGUCUGCCUUGUCAAUUGGCCCUACACCGUUACGGUAAACCAGUACCAACGGGAUUACUCCGCCCCGUGCCCCAUGUAA